ACACCGCUGAACGCGUUCAGUCCUCAGCUAAAGCCGCUUCGGUUGUGUCCAGAGAGAGUUUGUGGAGAACUGAAGUUGGUUCUAACAGAAGUUACGGUUCUUGUGACGCAACGCGAACGGGAUGGCCGCGAAGAACAGAAACAAGAGCAGCUCGCAGCCCGGUAAUAACGAGAAGACGCCCGCCAGCGCGCAGACCAGUGACGCGCCGAGGACCCGGAGCGCGCAGACCGUUGACGCGCCGCGCUCGUCCGCGCUCCUCAGGCUCGUGUCCGCGCUGAGUUACCUGGGCUUCGUGGCGGGCACCGUGGCCGUGUCCGUGUUCUUCUACCAGGAGCUGUCCCACAUCAAACACACGAGCUCCAGACACGAGGAGUGCGUGCAGAGGAGCGCAGACGCGCAGCAGCAGAUCAGGUCAAUGCAGGCGUCUCUGGAGGCUCUGGAGAGUGCGGUGCUCAGCGUCAGGACUGAUCUGGAGCACACCGACCGAGCCGCACAGGAGGGAGAGGACCACGCCCGGCGGCUGGACGACUCGCUCCACAAGCUCCAGAGCCAGAUCUCCCAGCAGCUGACGCAGACCGUCCGGGAGCUGAAGGAGGCGCGGGAGCAGGACGCCUCGUCCCUGGAGGAGCGUCUGUCCCAGCUGAGCCGCUCCACGGCCGAGGCCUCCGUCCAGCAGAGUCAGCUCCAGAGCCAGCUGCAGGAGCUCAGGGCUCGUCUGGAGCAGCGGGACGCUCCGGCGCUCCUCAAGCAGGAGCUGGAGACCCUCAGCAGCGCCGUGGCCACGCUCCAGACCGCCAGCGAGGUGUCCGAGGGGAACGCGGCCGUGCUGCGCGAGCAGAUCGCAGCGGUGAGCGCCGAGCAGCAGACCAGGAACAGGGAGGUGGCGUCCGUGUCCGAGGACGUGGAGGCCGUGAGGACGCUGCUGCAGAGCACCGCAGGGAGCCUGAGGAACGAGGUGUCUGCGGCUCGAGCCGGCGCUCAGAGCGCCUCGGACCUGACCCAGAGCCUGAGCGAGCGGCUGGAGCAGACCAGCACUGCCCUCCAGAGCCUGGAGACACACACCAGAGACCAGCUGCUGCAGCUGGACAAGCACCGGGAGGACGCCGAGCUCCGGCUCAAGAGUGUGGAGGAGAGCCAGGAGGGCAUGCAGACCUCGCUGACGGAGCAGAACAACAGACUGAACGCUCUCGCAGACCAGCACGAGUCCCAGAAGAGCUCGCUGGGAGAGUACAAGACCAGCACAGAGACAGAGAGCCAGGCGCUCCGAGACGGACUGGACGACCUGAGGAGACGCCUGGACGAGCUGCAGACGCUGGUAUCUGAACCAGACGCCGCUCAAGAGGAAGAGCCAGUCGAUGAACUCUAGAUCUCAGUCAGUGAGUCUGAGACGAGCUGCUCCACACAUAACUGCACUUGUGUUCACAGCCACGGGCCGAUCAGUCAUUCUCUCUCUGAACCCAUCACCAAUGUAGAGAUGUUUACAAUAAAAUCAUUCCACACUAGUG
Carassius auratus (goldfish) is the source of this 1505-nucleotide messenger RNA. It is a transcript of the gene ckap4, whose product is annotated as cytoskeleton associated protein 4. The transcript has 2 exons. NCBI's taxonomy places the organism in Eukaryota, Metazoa, Chordata, Actinopteri, Cypriniformes, Cyprinidae. Bases 122 to 1366 code for a protein of 414 amino acids. The record is from RefSeq and is a predicted model, not a curated record.